AGAGAGAGUUUGGCUUCCUCGUUUGCUUCAACAUUCCAAGUCAUUGCGCUGCGACCUCCACUUGCUGCACAUGAAUUUCCUUGAAAUUCUCAACUAUUUUGAUGUCAAUUCCCUAUUCUGCACCCUUCAUUUCCUCAAAAUCCCACCACCUUCCACGCGUCUCUCUCCUCUUCGUCUUCUUCGGCCCUCCAAAUAUAUAAAUAAAAACAUUCAAAUCAACUGGAGCUAUCCACCUAUCUUUUAUCUCUUCGUAACGCCCCUUCGAAAGUUCACGCUCUUGCUCCUUGCAGAGUUCUGUAGGCAAUCCCGAUUUAUCAAUGAGGAUUUCAGCAAUUUCUCUUGAUUAAACAGUUCAAUGCCUGGAUUAGCGAUGAAUGAUUUAAAUAAGAAUAGUGCAUCAGAUGAACGUAGUGGGGGUUAUACAACCCUUAAGGAGAAUUUUACUCAGCAAGCAUCUCCUAGAAGUCCAUUUAGCUCUAGUAAUUUCCGCAGUGGCUCUAUUGAUCUGCCUAUUGAUGGUUUGGUGGACAACUCUAUCGAGCAAUUGUAUCGCAAUGUGUGUGACUUGCUGAGUUCUGAUCACUCACCCUCCAGGGUUAGUUUUUACUCAUAUGGUGAAGAGGCAAGGAUCGAUUCAGAAUUAUGCCAUCUAGUUGGAGAUUUUGCAGAUUUGGAGAUUACAAAGGAGGUAAUUACAGAGUCCAAAGUGGAAAGCGAUACUAGCGGAUCAGCUCCUGAGAAUGAUAUUGCAUCAAAUGGUAACAAGUAUGUAAAGAAAGAAGACAUGAACCAAUCAUCCAAAUCAACCUAUAAAGGCAAAAACUUGCGUGAAAAGCCACCCAUUGACAAGAGGAAUGAGAAGAAUUCCGGAAAAGGAAAUCCUCUUUAUAGUCUGAGGAAUCAGAGGAAUGUUGGUUUGCUUGGUGUGAAGCCGCAGAAUGGGCUUGAAGGCCUUAUUGAUGACCCAGACCUGGGACCAUUUUUACUUAAGCAAACAAGAGAAAUGAUCUCUUCAGGUGAGAAUAUGCAAAAGGCUCUUGAUUUGGCUCUUAGGGCUCUGAAUUCGUUUGAGAUAUGUGCAAAUGGGGAACCCAGUUUACAAAUGGUAAUGUGUCUGCACGUCUUGGCAACAAUAUACAGCAAACUAGGACAACAGAAUGAAGCCAUUCCUAUUCUCGAGCGUUCUAUUGAUAUUCCUGUUUUAGAAUAUGGCCAAGAUCACGCACUAGCUAAAUUUGCGGGGUGCAUGCAAUUGGGUGACACUUAUGCGAUGAUGGGGCACAUGGAGAAUUCGAUAUCUUUCUAUACACAAGGUCUGAAAAUCCAAAGACAAGCCUUGGGAGAAACAGACCCAAGACUUGGUGACACAUGUCGCUAUGUGGCCGAGGCCCAUUUCCAUGCACUGCAGUUUGAGGAAGCCAAGUAUCUUUGUCAGAAUGCUCUUGAUAUUCACAGGAAAAAUAGGCAUACCACUUCCCUUGAAGAAGCAUUGGACAGGAGACUCAUGGGACUCAUAUGUGACUCAAAGGGUGAUUAUGAAGUUGCCCUUGAACAUUAUGCUUCAGCAAGCAUGAUCAUGGCAGCUAAUGGCCAAGAAUUAGAUGCAGCUUCAGUUGACUGCAGCAUUGGAGAUGCCAAUUCAUUUUCGGGACGCUAUGAUGAGGCAGUUUUGGCUUAUCAGAAAGCACUCACAGUGUUCAGGUCAACAAAAGGAGGUGGUCACGCAGUUGCUUCAGUUUAUGUCCGUUUAGCGGACUUGUACCACAAGAUAGGAAAGCUUAAGGAAUCAAAAUAUUACUGUGAAAACGCAGUCAGGAUUUUUGGGAAGACCAACCUGAGCCCUUGUAUCCCCUCAGAAGAGAUUGCAAGUGGGUUAGUAGAAGUUGCUGCUACAUAUGAAUCAAUGAAUGAUAUAGAGCAGGCAGUGAAGUUACUGAAGAAGGCGUUGAAGAUAUAUGAUAAAACCCAUGGUCAACAAAGCACCAGCGCGGGAAUUGAGGCCCAAAUUGGGGUUAUGUAUUAUAUGCUAGGGAACUAUUGUGAUUCUUACAACAGCUUCAAGAGUGCCAUUGCCAGGUUUCGUGCCAGUGAACAGAAGGAAUCUGCUUCAUUUGGGAUUGCACUGAACCAGAUGGGUCUUGUCUGCGUGCAGCUUUAUGCAAUAAACGAAGCGGCAGAAAUGUUCCAAGAGGCCAGGAGUAUAUUGGAACAAGAAUAUGGCCCAUAUCACCCCCACACCUUAGGGGUCUGCAGCAAUCUAGCGGCCACUUAUGACGCAAUGAGCAGGGUGGACGAUGCCAUAGAAAUUUUGGAAUAUGUGAUUGGCCUGCGAGAAGAGAAGUAUGGGAGAACUUCAGAUUUGGACGAUGAGAAGCGCAGGCUGGCAGACUUGCUGAAAGAAGCAGGGCGGGCACCAAUAACAAAACAUCGAUGACAUUACAAAAGACAAAUUUCGGCCAAUUCUAACUUUAAAAGACGACGACAUAGACAUCACUUAAAGCAGGUAUUGUCACGGACAAAGGAGCAAGGCCCAAUCAAGGUUCUAGCCCAGCAGAUGCGACUGAUGCGAGCGGAGCUUGGGUGGAUGUAGUUAUUGGGCAGAGACGCAGUUGUCGAAUUAAAAGACCCACGUGGAAGCUUAGAUCCAUGGUUGACGUAAAUGAUAAAUGAGCGAGAGAGGAGUUAUGAUGGUUAUUCUUCUGACUCUCUCUCUCAGUGGGCAGUACUAUCUGCAUUUCCUGAAUUUCCGUUACGCUUUCUGCUAUCACCGAAUUGUCAUGAUCCAUGUUGAGGCAAUAAAUAAUUCAUUUCAUUCCA
Prosopis cineraria is the source of this 2817-nucleotide messenger RNA. RefSeq names its product protein KINESIN LIGHT CHAIN-RELATED 2-like. The record is from RefSeq and is a predicted model, not a curated record. Lineage: Eukaryota; Viridiplantae; Streptophyta; Magnoliopsida; Fabales; Fabaceae. Gene Ontology annotation, molecular function: protein binding. Bases 356 to 2434 code for a protein of 692 amino acids. The transcript has 3 exons.